UUCAUGCCUUUCUUUUCCCUUCUGCAUAAAUUUGUUAAGGAUAUGACAAAACAUUUUUCCCUCUCCUCUUGAGCCCUGUAUUUCUCCAUACUUGGGGAGGACUUCGCUUCUUUUUUCUUUUUUUCUGUAAAGUAGCCCCCUGAAUUGUCUUUAAGAACACCCAUCAAACACAAGCUGCCUUAAGCAAGAUACCUUCUCUUUCCACCUUUAUCUUUGCUUUGAAUAUUUGAUAUUUGUUCCUUUUUAUUCGCAUGGUUCUUUUUCUUGCUUAAUAAUAGAUGGGAAUUAGAGCAUAACAUGAAAACCCAUUUGCCCAGGUUGUGGAUUUCAUUUUUGGUUUGAUAUUCCAGGUUCUUCUAGGAGAUGGAGCCAAUUCCCCUGAAUAAUGGUUGCAGUUCUGUUGAAGAAUUAUCUUUGCAGCAGUUACUUCUUCUGAACUCUCCUGAGAUAAGUGGCAUAUGUGGAGAUCCAUGUGUGAAUCCCCGAGUUGGUGAUGAGUAUCAGGCAGAAAUUCCUCCAAUGAUGUCAGAAGGCGUAGUUGAUUAUUCUAAUUCCUUUCUAAGAGGUUUGCCAAUCCCUGUUACUUGGGUCCAUGAUAGAAUAAGUAAUAAAGGAGAUGAAGGGUGCAGAAUGAGGAACACUGACGAUUCAGUCCAUGCAAAUUCAUCCAAUAAAUCUAGAAUGAAUAGGAAAAAUAGUAUUCUGAAGAAGAAAGGUUCAAAGCAAAAUGUGGAACCUUUGGAUCUUGGAUUCGAUGAAGGAAAGGAACCAAAAUCAGCAAUUCUUGGACCCUUGGAGGCAGGGGAAGCUAACUUAUCUCAGCUGCCCAAAAGCAAAAGUUAUGUUCCUGUUCCUGGAUUACCAAAUCAUCCUUGGAGUGAUGCUGACAUUGAUUGUUUUGUUCUUAGUCUAUAUAUAUUUGGGAAAAAUUUUGUUCAGGUAGAGAGAUUCAUGGAAAACAAAAAGAUGUGGAACAUACUGUCCUUUUACUAUGGGGAAUUUUAUAGGUCUGAUGGAUAUCAUAGAUGGUCAGAUUGCCAGAAGACAAAACGAAAGAAAUGCAUCUAUGGACAGAAAAUUUUUACAGGAUGGAGGCAACAGGAAUUACUCUCUCGUUUGCAUCCCCAUGUCCCAUUGCAUUCUCAAAACAAUAUUCUAGAGGUCUCUACGGCAUUUUCUGAGGGGAAAAUUUCUCUAGAAGAUUAUGUAUCCAAUUUAAGGGCCAUCGUUGGCAUUCAAGCUCUUGUAGAUGCUAUUGGAAUAGGUAAGGGGAAGGAAGAUCUAACAAGUCUGGCCAUGGAACCUGCAAAAAGCAAUCCUAUUUUCACUGUCUGCCCAAUCGGGAAAGCUUGCUCCUCUUUGACUUCCGGUGACAUAAUCAAGCUGUUGACUGGGGGCUUCCGUUUGAGCAAAGCUCGUUGCAAUGAUAUAUUCUGGGAAGCUGUUUGGCCCCGUCUACUAGCAAGAGGGUGGCACUCUGAGCAACCAAACAAUCAGGAUGAUAUGGGUUCCAACCAUCAUCUAGUGUUUCUCAUUCCUGGUGUUAAAAAGUUCUCAAAAAGGAAACUUGUGAAAGGCAACCACUACUUUGAUUCUGUUAGUGAUGUUUUGAGCAAAGUGGCAUCUGAACCAAAACUUAUUGAGCUUGAAUCUGAAGAAGCUAGAGGCAGCAGCUGUAAUGAAGAGGAGAAGGCGGUUCUAGGAGCUCCAUCAGACCACAGUGAUGCAUCCAUUAAGCAAUCCUUUCAUUACCUUAAACCACGAGCUUCUAAUAACUACAAUCUGAAGCUUGUGAGGUUCACUGUUGUUGAUUGUGGUUUGGUUGAUGGAGGAAAAUUAUCCAAGACGAGAGAAAUGAGAUAUGCACCAGAAGAUUUGAAAGUUAAAUCCUUACGUACAACUCUUUCAAGUCGCAUUAAAAUGAUAUUUUUGGAGAACUCACUGAACGACAAUGAAUUAGAUGCUGUUGACAUGUCAUUGGACGAUGAAAAGACUAUCAAUAAUGCUAAAUGCUAUGGAAAAACAUUUGAUGGUCAUGGCUCAAACCAUACAAAGUUCACCAUUGUGGAUACCAGCUUGAUACAUGAAGGAAAAUCAACGAAGGUGAGAGAAGUGAGAUAUUCACCAGUUGACAUUACAGUUACUUCUAAAAUGACCAAAUCCUCAAGGAGAAAAGGAAGGUGUUCUUCUGAGGAUUCGCUGGACAGGCAAGUGCCUGAUGCAGCCAAAAUGCUGUCACAUGAGGAUAAGAAUAUUGGAAAGUCCAAUCACAAUAAGGAUAUAGUUGAUAGCAGUGGCUCAAAACAGAAGGUACUAAACCAUGAUAAAUUGUUUGAAGACCACCAAGGUAAUAACAAUGUAUCAGAUGAAAAUCAGUCAACUGGGACUAUUAAGCACAGAUUCAGUCGAAGGUCAAAAUCUGGAUAUUCAAAUAAUUUAGAUCCUGUAGUCAAAAGACGGAGAUUAGUUGCCUGUUCUAGUGCCGAGUUAAGCCAAGUCAUUGAUAAUUUCUCUGUUAGCCCGGGAUCAAAACAAGAAGAGUCCUACUUCGCUUUGAAGUUGCAGGGGGGCAGCAAUAACGUCCAUGUUAAUCCUCCUCAAAAGUUACCAUUUAACAUUUCCUUAGCUGAAGGCAGUCUACAAGAGAGCACUGCAAGCUUGCCGAGUGUAACUUGUUUUGAUAUUGAAACGUCUCAUGGUGAAAAUGGAAAACAUCAAACCCCAUCUCUGAUUGAUCUGAACCUGCCUCAAGUUUCAUUGGAUUGUGAAAAUGAUGGACCAGCAUUAAUGGAUGCAGAAAGCCGCCGCAGAGCAAGUGCCGGUAGUAAAUGCCUGUCCAAUUCAGAUAAGACUGAUCUCAGAGCAUGGAAUGCCACUAUCGAUGCUAGUUCUGCACCAGUGCAGCCUAGUUUGACCCCAGAAGACAAAGCACAAGACACCGACCUUUGACCGCCAGAACAUUGGAAGCUCUUGAAUGUGGGUUCUUGGGUGUGAAGAAGCAUAAAAACUCAGAAGUUCACACACAAGAAAUUUCAUAUUCCAGCUCUUCAAACUGUGUUCAUGGCGAAGUCAAAGUAACAUCAAGUCAAGGUAAUGUUGGCUCUGGCAUUGUGAAUGCAAAAAAUGGGGAUGCUGGUGGGGCUUGUAAAUGAUUUUGUCCAAAGAACUCCCAACAGAAGUGACAAGAAGUGCUGAGCACAUCCAUAGUUGCUACAUUUCGAGGACAGGUAGCUAGUGAGGCGCGAUUUGUUAUAUUUUGACUUCAAAGAAUCAGGAGAAUUGCCUGAAGUAGCUGCUAUCUGUGGAGACACUCUUUGCUAUAUUACCUCUAAACUGCAGACGCUUUCCUCUUCGGUGUGCUUUCACCAAGCAAGCAUAGAAGAGGGAGUAUCUUUGCUUCGACAUGCAUACAGUUUACUUGCAAAACUUACAAUUCUCUCAUCACUAGUCACAUUUCACCAAUUAAACCACAAUGCACAUAACAUUUUACUGGAAAGUAUAGUGGUAUGUCAUCAAGUCAUUUGCAUUUUUUUCCCUAUUGUUUUCCAUUUUUUGGCUGACAAUGGAGACAGAACUUUUUGCAA
This is a messenger RNA of Manihot esculenta (cassava), 3584 nucleotides long. RefSeq lists its product as uncharacterized. Gene Ontology annotation, cellular component: nucleus. NCBI's taxonomy places the organism in Eukaryota, Viridiplantae, Streptophyta, Magnoliopsida, Malpighiales, Euphorbiaceae. The record is from RefSeq and is a predicted model, not a curated record. The coding region runs from base 364 to 2949 and encodes 861 amino acids. The transcript is spliced from 3 exons. Gene Ontology annotation, molecular function: transcription corepressor activity.